Messenger RNA from Microdochium trichocladiopsis, 1284 nucleotides. RefSeq lists its product as uncharacterized. Gene Ontology annotation, cellular component: cytoplasm; protein phosphatase type 2A complex; nucleus. Gene Ontology annotation, biological process: mitotic spindle organization. NCBI's taxonomy places the organism in Eukaryota, Fungi, Ascomycota, Sordariomycetes, Xylariales, Microdochiaceae. The record is from RefSeq and is a predicted model, not a curated record. Gene Ontology annotation, molecular function: protein tyrosine phosphatase activator activity; peptidyl-prolyl cis-trans isomerase activity. The transcript has a single exon. Bases 1 to 1284 code for a protein of 427 amino acids.
AUGACGUCCAUCUCGAUCUCCCAACCCGCAGCUCCUGCUGCAUCGCUACCAAAUCUCCGGGAGAGGCUACCCAAGCUCGAGCCUAGAAAGAAGCGAGCGGUCCCUGCUGGAUCCCAGCCAGUCCCGUCCACGCCGUCCCUGCCGCCACCGCCAACGGCGUCAACGCUCUCGUACCAGGUCCCUUCGAGGCGGAUUCUCUCUACUAAGGACCAUGAUCUGUUCCUGUCGUCGCUUACUUACGACUUAAUCCUAGCCUUCGUGUUUGGGCUGUCCGAUGCUGUCACAGACACCCCAACAUCGGACCUCAAGGAUGCUGACUGCAGCCCCGCCGUCAAGAACCUCGUGGCGAUCCUGGACGAGGCCGAGGCGCUGGUGCUCGCGACACCCCCUGAGGACGCUGAAGGAUCACGAUUCGGAAACAAGCUGUUCCGCACAUUCUUGGACAAGGCUAAGAGUGCGAGUCCGUCCUGGCAUUUGAGUCUCGGGUUGUCUUCGCCAGAGGCGAUCGCCGAGGUGGAGACAUAUCUCAAUAACUCGUUUGGCAACCGUUCGCGCAUAGAUUAUGGCUCAGGCCACGAGCUCAACUUCGUCAUGUGGCUUCUUUGCCUUUACCAGCUGCAAAUCAUCCAGAAGUCUGACUUCAAGGCUUUGGUUCUCCGUGUGUUCAGCCGGUACUUGGCCCUGAUGCGGGCGAUUCAGUCAACUUACUAUCUCGAGCCGGCUGGCUCUCAUGGAGUCUGGGGUCUUGACGACUAUCAGUUCCUGCCCUUCUUGUUUGGAGCAAGCCAGCUCCUGCACCAUCCAUUCAUCACUCCUCUUGCGAUACACCAAGAGCUGACCCUGGAGGAGUUUGGGCACGACUUCCUCUACCUUGACCAGGUCAACUUUGUCAACAGCACAAAGACUGUUCAGGGGCUCCGAUGGCACAGCCCUAUGCUCGACGACAUCUCCUCGGCGAAGAGCUGGACCAAGAUCGAAGGUGGCAUGCGCAAGAUGUUUGUGGCUGAAGUGUUGCGGAAACUGCCCGUCAUGCAGCACUUCCUCUUUGGAUCUCUGAUACCGGCCGUAGCCGACAUGAGCGAGGAGCCCGCCGGCGGUGCUGACGAUGCUGACGAGGCCGACUCUGGAGACGUAUGCGCUGCGCAUGGUGGCGUCAAACACGCACAUAAGCUCAACAGCUGGGGCGACUGCUGCGGGAUCAAGGUGCCCAGUGCUCUGGCCGCGGCUCAGGCAAUGAGGAAACAGGGCGGAGGGGAGGCGCUUCGCAGGAUACCAUUUGAUUAG